CCUACAAUUCACAGCAACCCCUCUGAGGGAUGCCGGUUCAGUUCCUCGGGUAUAGUAGAUGAUUCUGCGGCCAUUGCAAGUGUCCGGUUGAUUGCAGGAAUCGCAAUGCUGCGGCGCAAGCCCACCCGGCUUGAGCUGAAACUGGAUGAUAUCGAGGAGUUUGACAUGGUGAAGAAGGAGCUGGAGAGUCGUAAGAAGCAGCAGGAGGAGGUGGAUGUGGUGGGCGGAGCCUCGGCAGCGAGCAGCGACAGCAAGUCCAGAGAUCAGCUGAUAAACGAGCGAAUCGGCUACAAGCCACACCCCAAACCCAACAACCUGCCCUCACUCUUCGGGAACCUGCAGUUCUAGAGUGCGCUUAGGCCACGCCCCACAGCGGUGAUGAGAACUGGAGCAGAGCGCCACAGCUGUGACCAUGCAAGCAUCUUUACAGUCCUCCGAUCCCAUCAGCAAAGCCGCGGCACGCUCAGCACUGGAUUGGAGCAGGAGACCGUUUCUCCACAGGGAUUGCUUCAGAGUUUGUUUGUUGUGUGAAAGUACUGGAUUGCAGCUCUGAAGACUUGUGCACAAUUGAAUGUAUAAAAUACAAC
Messenger RNA from Polyodon spathula (Mississippi paddlefish), 587 nucleotides. It is a transcript of the gene cdc26, whose product is annotated as cell division cycle 26 homolog. Gene Ontology annotation, cellular component: anaphase-promoting complex. The transcript is spliced from 3 exons. Gene Ontology annotation, biological process: anaphase-promoting complex-dependent catabolic process; protein K11-linked ubiquitination; regulation of mitotic cell cycle. Lineage: Eukaryota; Metazoa; Chordata; Actinopteri; Acipenseriformes; Polyodontidae. The record is from RefSeq and is a predicted model, not a curated record. Bases 106 to 348 code for a protein of 80 amino acids.